AUGGACUCGGAGCACCGCCCCCCCUUUUCAGAUAAUGCGCAGCACAGCCCAACACAGGGUGAUGACGACGACGACAUGGCGAGUGUCGUAUCCAGCGAAGACGAGUCGGUCCUGUGCUCCGACGAGGAAGACGAUGCGGAGCAGGGCGAGGCGACCGACUUUGACCUAGAGACGCUCAAGAAUACGCUGCACAAUGCACAUUCUUUAUGCUUGGAUGCAGGCUGGCCCAAGACCGACAUUACCAACUACGAAGACGAUGACCUAAUGGAUCCUGCCGCCGACGAAUUCCAAACGGCGCCCAAUAUCGUCUACUCGCGCAACGACAAGGAAGUGGUGAGCCAGCGCAAUUUGUACGAAUCGUCCGGUCUGCCCGAAUCGAUAUCUGGGCGGCCGCGGCUGAGCACGAUCGGGCCGACCUUUGAGCGGAAUCGGUGCACAGUGACGAUGAUUUACGGCGACUAUUACUACUGUGCCAAACACGCCAAGCGGCGCAAGCGGUAUGUAAUUGCCAGCGAUGGAAGCGAAGGCUCGCAAUACGCAAUUAACUGGGCGAUGGGAGCUGUGCUGCGUGACGGCGACGAAACACUGAUUGUGUCGGUCAUGGAGACCGAUUCAAAACUCGAUGCUCUACACGACAACGCAGAGGAGGUCGGUGGUCUCACUAUGAACCAGCGGAUCCGCGAAGAUAUGGCUAUCUUUCUGGCGAACCAGGCCUAUGUCUUGUUGCAGCGCUCGUGCCUGGGUGUCAAAGUUUCUUGCCAGGCCAUCCACGCCCACAAUGCGCGCCACAUGCUUUUGGAUCUGAUUGACUUUUACGCUCCAACAAUGGUCAUUGUGGGCAGCCGCGGUAUGCAUACGAUCCGUGGUAUGCUUGGGAGUAUGAGCCAUUACUUGGUUCAGAAAAGCUCGGUGCCUGUGAUGGUUGCACACAACAAACUGCAGCUCCCGCUCUUGCCCCGUGGCAAGGCAGCCGUUGUCAACAAUGUGCGUAUGCGCCAUACGCGUCUCGAUCAGGCUGUCACGGAAAAGUCGAGCAAUGUUGCGGACCGCGGCGAUGAAGAAGAGGCGAAGGACGAAAAAGAGAGCGGUACUGACCGUCACCGCAAAGAAGACGAGCGAUUAAACCGACUGAACCGCAAGAGUCUGGAGCGCCGCAACAAGCACGCUACCGAGUCGUAUACCCAGGAAAAGAACCAAGGGGCACUAGAAAACCAAGCUGCGUCCCUUGCUAUAGAAUAG
Malassezia vespertilionis is the source of this 1239-nucleotide messenger RNA. RefSeq lists its product as uncharacterized. The record is from RefSeq and is a predicted model, not a curated record. NCBI's taxonomy places the organism in Eukaryota, Fungi, Basidiomycota, Malasseziomycetes, Malasseziales, Malasseziaceae. The coding region runs from base 1 to 1239 and encodes 412 amino acids. The transcript has a single exon.